This is a messenger RNA of Linum trigynum, 3592 nucleotides long. The record is from the annotation of a GenBank genome assembly. Lineage: Eukaryota; Viridiplantae; Streptophyta; Magnoliopsida; Malpighiales; Linaceae.
AGAAUGGGAAAUUUGAUUUGGGGAAACGAAAAUGGCAUGAUGAUAAGCAUUCGAAAAAUAUUGAAUGAUUGGAUAGAGGAUAAAAUCAAAUCGAGAAACUCAAAGUCAGCAGUAUCUGCUGAGCUUCCAAUCCAUAGCUUAAUUGGAAUAUAUUAACAGAGAGUCCCACCCUCCCUUGCCUUCCCUCUCCUUUUAAUCUCUUCGGAUCAGUCACCCAACCAACCAUCUUCGCAUUCAUUCACACCCCAACCAAUCCUCCAUUCUCGGUUUUAUCGAAGCCAGGGUAAGCUCAAGCAACCCAAUUUCCCCCAGAGAGAAACCCAGAAAGGCGCAGGCAUGGCGAAGAAAGAAGUCGCUUUCAUCGGGGCAAUUGAUCAAGGCACAACCAGCACCCGAUUCAUCAUCUACGAUCAAGACACCAAAUGCAUCGGAUCUCACCAGGUCGAGUUCACUCAGUUCUACCCUGAAGCCGGAUGGGUGGAGCACAAUCCACUGGAGAUUCUGGAGAGCGUCAAAAUCUGUAUGGCCAAAGCCAUGGACAAGGCUACCGCCGAUGGCCAUAACGUUGAUGGCUUAUUGAAAGCUGUUGGGUUGACCAAUCAGAGAGAGACCACUCUCAUUUGGAGCAAGUCCACUGGCCUUCCUCUCUACAACGCCAUUGUUUGGAUGGACGUACGCACCAGUGCUAUUUGCAGGAAAUUGGAGAAAGAAUUCUCUGGAGGAAGGACCCACUUCGUGGAUACAUGUGGGCUGCCAAUCAGCACAUACUUCAGUGCGCUCAAGAUACUCUGGCUGUUGGAAAACGUUGAUGCAGUUAAGCAAGCUGUUAAAACUGGGGACGCCCUUUUUGGAACAAUAGACACUUGGUUGAUCUGGAAUUUAACCGGUGGAAUCAAUGGUGGAUUGCACGUCACUGAUGUCUCCAACGCCUCCCGCACCAUGCUGAUGAACAUCAAGACUCUUGAUUGGGAUAAGGCCACAUUGGAAGCUCUGAAAAUCUCACCUGGGAUCCUUCCCAAGAUCGUUAGCAACUCUGAGGUCAUUGGCAAGAUUGAAAAAGGCUGGCCGAUUACUGGCAUACCGAUUGCCGGUUGCCUGGGAGACCAACAUGCUGCCAUGGUUGGACAAGCUUGUCGAAAGGGUGAGGCCAAGAGCACAUAUGGAACUGGUGCCUUCAUACUACUCAACACUGGAGAGGAAAUUGUUAAGUCGAAGCAUGGGCUCCUUACCACUUUGGCAUACAAGCUUGGUCCAAAUGCGCCAACGAACUAUGCUCUCGAAGGUUCCAUUGCUAUUGCAGGAGCUGCAGUACAGUGGCUCAGGGAUAGUCUUGGUAUAAUUAAGAGUGCCAAAGAGAUUGAGGAGUUGGCGCUGAAGGUGGAGUCAGCUGGGGGUGUUUACUUUGUCCCGGCUUUCAAUGGGCUGUUUGCUCCGUGGUGGAGAGAUGAUGCUCGUGGUGUUUGUAUUGGGAUCACGAGGUUCACAAACAGGUCUCACAUUGCCCGAGCUGUGCUGGAAAGCAUGUGUUUUCAGGUGAAGGACGUGCUGGAUUCGAUGCACAAAGAUGCGUCUCAAAAAGAUGCGAAACAGAAGGGAGGAGAGUUUUUGCUUAGGGUGGAUGGUGGUGCUACUGUUAACAACCUUCUUAUGCAGAUUCAGGCAGACUUGCUUGGGAGCCCUGUGGUGAGGCCAGCAGACAUAGAAACAACAGCACUGGGAGCAGCCUAUGCAGCGGGUUUGGCCAUAGGAGUAUGGAAAGAAGGCGAGAUCUUCGCCUCUGGAGGGACGAGCAAGACGGACACAACUUUCCGCCCAAACCUGGAGGAGAGCUUGAGGAAGAAGAAGUUGGAGUCUUGGGGGAAAGCUGUUGAGAGAACGUUUGACUUGGCUGAUCUCUCCAUAUGAGAAACUGCAGGGAAGAAACAAAGGAAAGAUAUACGUAUUUUACAUUGUUAUAGUUACAACUUUGUCUUGCCUUCUUCUGCCCACUCGAAUAAAUCAGUUGGCAAGCUUUAGACGUUGGUGAUAGUUGACUUUGGUUGUAGAGGUUUAGUAGAUACUUUGAAUGGAAUUAUUGAAAGAAGGGGGUUUAUCGUCUCUUUGAAGUGCUCCAUUCGUCUCUUUUUUUGUAAGCAUGACAGAUCGUUCUGAAGUCUGGAGAUUCUUUUAAAACAUGAAAGCUGGGUAUGCUUUCUGCGCCAAAGUACAAGCUUCCGUGCGUUGCAAUGCAAUCCCUUCGCCUUCCCUCUUUCAUCCCUCCAUCUCCAAUCUCCCCUGUUGUGUUUGGAUCUCAGUUGCGGGCUCGCCGAACUUUAGUAAGUGGCAGGUCAGAGAGACACAACAAGAGGGACGAGAAGUUUUCUAAUUAAUUCAAAGAGAACGGGAACAAGAAUGACUUGAAUCUGAAAUCUUCUUUUUUUGAUAAAUGGGUCGAAAUGUGCUUUCUUCUCUAUUGAUUUUCUCGCUCCAACUCACUAAUUCAUUUAUAUUCACAUUCUACGAGGACUUAAGUGUGCUUUGUCUUUCUAUAUUGUUUGUUUCAGUUAAACAAAAUCUACUUCCUUGUCUUGCUACAUAAUAUGGGGUUCAAGAGGAGCUGCAGGAUCUAUCUGCAGUUAAAAGUUUCAGAAACUUUUCUGAAUUGAUUGGGUUUCAUUUCAUGGAUCUCUUCGUUUCGCAUCUCAUCACUGGACCUUUCAACUUUUAUAUGAAACUAUGUUCAUUGUUCACCAUAAUUUUCAUUUACAGGCCAGGUGUGAAUCGGUAGUAUAAGCAUGCUUUUGCUGCUGCUAUAUUGCUAUGCUAUCCAUUAAUGCUCGAAUCAGAAAGCCUUCGUCUAAAAAGAUGGCUUAAUUGAGAAAUACUAGCCUAUUACCCGGCUCGUUGGCCGGAUGACUGUAUGUUACCCACUUGUGGAAUAGGAGAGAAAGCAAGUGAGAGUGAAGGGAUUGAGAUUCCACUUGAUUAGGACCGACCCACUAAUCCGAUUCUUCCCGACCCGCCCCAACCUAAAGGGUCAGAAAGAGUCAAUAAGAAAAUACAAACGGAGAGGAUUAGUCAUAAUAUAUCUUGACUCUUCAGAAGUGGGUCAAACAUGAUCAAGGUUGGGCGAGGGAAAUUUUUAGCGUUAAGCAGAGUUCUGGGUUGAAUAACUUUACUUAGGCCUAGAAAUUGGUGAUGAUGCAAACUGCAGUUUUUAUUAUACCAUCAUCAAUCAUCAUUGAAUUAGUCCUGGGCAUCCCUCCCCGUUGUCGGUCUGAAUUCUAAUGAUGGCUUCGUUCCUUGCACCAGCCAUAUCAGCGAGUUGUCAUCUCGGGCAUGAUUUGCCUAUGUACAAAUGAUACAAUUAGAGUAUGAAACUGAAUUCAAAGAAAAGGAAAAGAGAAUUCUAUCACAUGCCAAUAAAUACACACAUAAUAGUUGAAGCUAAGUGAAACUCAUUACUCGCACAUCAAUUCUCAAAAAUUACAGACUAAACAAUGGCUAGAAUGGCACUGAAACUACCAAUAAUCAUGGACGAAACAACUUGUCAAAUUAAAUAAUCCUUAUACUGAAACUACCUUCUAACUUGAAAUAAGACAUGAUCACAGUU